Molecule: messenger RNA, 2481 nt
Organism: Closterium sp. NIES-67
Lineage: Eukaryota; Viridiplantae; Streptophyta; Zygnematophyceae; Desmidiales; Closteriaceae
Source: the annotation of a GenBank genome assembly
GCGAGCAGGAGUAUCUGCUGCCGUCGUCCUACAUCCAGCAGCCCUCCCGUUGCUCGCUCCCCUCCCCUCCUCUGAAGCUGCCAUUAGUGCCAGACUGAACCCUCACUCUACUAGCCCCCCAGCGGAAUUCUACCACCGCCGUAGCCAGCACUCCACGCGUAGGCCAGCAGCAACCAGCCGCCAGCAGCAGCCGCCGCCACCAGGGACGCCAGGAAGAGCCGCCACCAGCCGGAGCGAUGGCUGUGUGCGUGCGCGCCGCACGGCGAGGAGCCGUUGCGAGCCGAAGCUGCUUGCUGGCGCGCCACCGCCAUGCGACCGCCGCCGUGUCGGCUGACGCCGAGCUUUCGCCCAUCCCUGCCGGCAGUCCGUUUUUCUCCCUUUCCACCCAAUCAGCUUCCGCCAUCUGUCCAUCCGCCGCGCCAACUUCAGCCGCCGCCGUUUCCGCCGUGCCGUCAAACACCGCCAGCCCCGCCAGCCCAGCCAGCCCCGCCAGCCCUGCUAGCCCCGCUAGCCUCGCCAUCCCCGCCGGCCGCCGGUCGUUCUCCGUCGUUCCCCGCGUGGCCACGAGUGGCGGCGACGCGGACGUGGGCGGAGCUGCGUUCCGCUUGCGCGAGCAGGCGAUGGAGCGACUGCUGGGCGAGCUGCGACGGGCGACGGACUCUGUGCUGCAGGGCGGGGGGCCCAAGGCGGUGCAGCGGCACCACAGCAGAGGCAAGCUGCUGCCCCGAGAGCGCAUCGACCGCCUGCUCGACCCCGCCUCGCCCUUCCUCGAACUCUCACAGCUGGCGGGCAUGGGGGUCUAUGAGGAGGAGGUGCCGGGGGGGGGCAUUGUGACGGGCAUAGGGCGGGUGGGCGGGCGGGUGAGUGUGAUAGUGGCGAACGAUCCUACAGUGAAGGGCGGCACGUACUACCCCAUCACGGUGAAGAAGCACCUCAGGGCGCAGGAGAUCGCCGCCCAGUGCCGCCUACCCUGCAUUUACCUCGUUGACAGUGGAGGCGCCAACCUGCCCCGCCAGGCGGACGUGUUUCCCGACCGCGACCACUUCGGCCGCAUCUUCUACAACCAGGCGCGCAUGUCGCGGGACGGCAUCCCGCAGAUAGCGGUGGUGCUGGGCAGCUGCACGGCAGGGGGGGCGUACGUGCCGGCCAUGGCGGACGAAAGCAUCAUCGUGCACCGCCAGGGCACCAUCUUUCUUGGGGGGCCGCCGCUCGUCAAGGCGGCCACAGGAGAGGAGGUGACAGCGGAGGCGUUGGGGGGAGGCGCGGUGCACAGCAGAGUGUCGGGUGUCACGGACCACCUCGCCAGAGACGAGUCGCAUGCCAUUGCCAUCGCCAGGCGCAUACUCGCCUCGCUGCCCUCCUCCCACCCCUCCUCCUCAUCCGCGCCUCAAGCAGCCCCACUCCCCCCCUCCCCCGCCGCCCCCCCUGCGUGGGAGGAGCCUCUUUUCCCCCCCGAGCAGCUGAGGGGGCUGGCGCCCAUAGUGGGGGGGGAGGGGCGCAAGGGGGAAGGGCAGGGGGCGGCGGAGGAGGGGGCGGCGGAGGCGGGGGGGGUGGACAUGCGGGAGGUGAUAGCGCGGCUGGUGGACGGCAGCCGGUUUGACGAGUUCAAACGCCUCUAUGGCUCGUCGCUGGUGUGUGGCUUUGCUCGCCUGCACGGGCAGGCGGUGGGCAUAGUGGCGAACAACGGCGUGCUGUUCGUGGAGUCGGCGCUGAAAGGGGCGCACUUUGUGCAGCUCUGCGACCAGCGCCGCACCCCGCUGCUCUUCCUGCACAACAUCUCCGGCUUCAUGGUGGGGCGGUCGGCAGAGAGUGCGGGCAUUGCCAAGGCAGGAGCCAAGAUGGUGAUGGCCGUGGCAUGCGCACAGGUUCCCAAGAUCUCGAUGGUGGUGGGCGGCAGCUUUGGCGCGGGCAACUACGGCAUGUGCGGCCGCGCCUACUCGCCCGGCUUCCUCUUCCUCUGGCCCUCCGCUCGCAUCUCAGUCAUGGGCGGCCAGCAGGCGGCAGGGGUGUUGGCCCAGGUUGAGAAGGACAAGAGAGCUCGUGAUGGCAAACCGUGGAGCGAGCAGGAAGAGCGUGCCUUCAAGCAGCGCAUCGCGGCGCGCUACGACAGCGAGGGCUCGUCGUUCUUCUCGACGGCCCGCCUGUGGGACGAUGGCAUCAUCGACCCCGCUGACUCGCGCACCGUGCUCUCCCUUGCCCUCACUGCUGCUGCCAACGCAACGCCCGCUGCACAGACACCUGCUGAGGCUGGUCCCAGAUAUGGAGUGUUCCGCAUGUGACUUGGAGAUGUCUGCGCAUGGCAUAUUGACAUGGUUGUAUAGUUUUACUCUGCUCGGUCCAGCGCUUAAUUUCGGCGCCGUUGCGAGGCGGCCUGGCUACAAUAAGUGUUUCCAGUUGCUUGUACCGACUGUGUCCCUGUACACUUACCUGCUUGUACAUAGAGCUUAUGCUUAUGCUUCUGACAGCUGUUAUCGUAUCAUC